CCCUUGGUCAACGAAUCAUCCUUUUGGGACAUGUAUCACGGCGUCGACUCGGGGAAAUCCCCGGAACGGUUCUCCUUGCUCGUGCUCCAAGCGAUGCUCUUUACUGCCUGCAGCUUCGUUUCCGCCAACACACUUGAGCAGCUGGGCUAUAGUUCUGUUCGUGCUGCUCGCAGGAUCAUGUAUGGGCGGGCGAAGAUGCUUUACGACUUCGAGACAGAGAAAUCUCAACUUCACAUGGCCCAGGCUGCACUGCUGUUAUCAUACUGGACACCGCCAUUCGAAGAAGCGGCAAUCAAACCCAAUACAGGCUGGCUACGGGCGGCCAUCGAGAACGCAAGAUCAGUCAGGGCUCAUCAGUGGAACUUCAACCCGGCUAAGCCCGGUCCGUCAAGCGAGGUCCAGAUGUCUCUGAGGAAGCUUUGGGUCUGUUGUAUCAUUCGAGCUGGAACCUUGGCAAUCUCGUCACGGCGGUCCUGUCAGAGUCUCGGCCUCGACUCCAACACAACCUUCUCGUUGACAUUCGACGACUUCAAAGACGAGAUUCACGAUUCGAGGGUAUACGAUCCCCGGACGAAGAAGCAACUCGUUGUGGCUUUCCUGGGCUUGGCCGAAAUGUGCGCCCAGGUUGUGGCUAUGUCUGCACUGCUAUUCCCCUUCGACAACAGCGACGCCGGUUCUAAAAGACAAAUUGGAUUGGUUGAAGAGAACAGCAAGAUUUCGUUGAGCAAAAAAACACUGGAUCGAUGGCACGGGAAGACAGUCGAAUGUCUCAGUGAUCCGUUCAAUCAAUCCCGCGACCAUCCAUCCAUCGCCUUGUUCACAAACCUGCAACACAUUUAUUACUUCUCUGCAAGAAUUGCCUUUGCCAAUCGGUUGAUGCUAUCGUGCUACGAUAAUGAAGGCGCAGUCCCGCGCGAUGUCAUGCAUCUUCGAGAAGAAGUGCAAGAGUCAACUGUCUCCAUAGGGAAGUGUCUGGCAACUCUAACCGAGCUCAACCUAGAUCGCUAUCUCCCUGUCAGCGUUGUCCCGUGUAUUGCAUUGCCCCUGGCACUGAACAGCAACACGACCCCAACAAGCCCUAAAGCUCGCAUCUUCUCCGAAGCCAUGAAGACGUAUAGCCGCCUCUAUGAAGGUGUCGAUGGUCUUGCGAGGGCGAUUCGAGUCAUCGUUAACCAAGAACGAGAUUCGCAGUUGGCGGAAUCCUCCGAGAUCUCCACAACCACCACCUUGGUUGACCGUACGGAUGCGUUCCAGUCAGGAUGUUACAUGAGACUGGCUCUGACGAUCGACCUGAGUCUCUCCCGGGGUAACCUCCCCGAUGAAGCAGACCUGCCUGUUACGAUUCGAAGUUCUUCCAGUCCAGAGAGCUUGGGACAGCCCGCUACAGUACGUCCGCUGCCAGACUCGUGUACUGGAGGCUCGCCGAAGUCCGAUAUGGACUCAUCUGUAUCUGACGGCAACACACCCCGGGCUCAACCAACCACGAAUGAGUGGCUCGAUCCCAACAUUUCUCUCCCACCACUCAGCCAAACGGACGAAGAAGAUGGUUUGUGGCAUCUUGCCGAACUUUCUCCCGGUAAGACAGAUUAUGACAUGCUAGAGAGUAUCAUCUGGUCGGGCCUUGAUGAUUCAAUGUUCUCAUGAUAGUCGGCGGGCAGGCGCUAGGAUUGGUUUUCUGUUGCUCGUCUCGAUCCAAUGGGUGCCUAAGGCUG
This is a messenger RNA of Verticillium alfalfae VaMs.102, 1712 nucleotides long. RefSeq lists its product as hypothetical. Gene Ontology annotation, biological process: DNA-templated transcription. The record is from RefSeq and is a predicted model, not a curated record. Gene Ontology annotation, molecular function: DNA binding; zinc ion binding. The transcript has 3 exons. The coding region runs from base 31 to 1644 and encodes 537 amino acids. NCBI's taxonomy places the organism in Eukaryota, Fungi, Ascomycota, Sordariomycetes, Glomerellales, Plectosphaerellaceae.